AUGUCCUUUUGGGUGGUAGAAAGACAUCACCGCAGCCCGCUUCUUGAUGGAUCAUAUAUUGCUCCCAAUGACGCCGAUUGCCGAGAUUUCAAUAUAAAUGUAGGCACCCAUGAAGAACAACAUCUCAGUAUCCAUGGCAGACUCGACAAUCGUCAGUGGAAUACGAGUGCUUCCUACGAAAGCGGCUAUCAAUAUGCAUUCAAUGAGCAGGUAGCCCAAUCGGAGCCGUCGGUACCCGUACCGAAAUUAGCAUUUCUUGUGAUUCACGAAGGUGAUGACGGGCAAACAUCAACUCCAUCGCUCUCGCCAUCGCCGAAACCACAUGCUUUCGACGACGCUUGUAACGCUUUCCACAAUCGAAGCGCCAUUCCUGUCCCUUUAGAACGAACCGAGUCUGGUUUGUCUAUAUCAUCUGAUGCCUCGGCACACCAUCACGACAGCUCGGCAGAGCAUGACCGAUAUGGACAUUUGCUGGAAGAUCUUGAAGCGGCAAGACUCGUCCGCCAACACAUCUCAAACUACCAUCGCAGAUUCCCAGACUCCCAACCGGAACGAAUCUUGAAAGCUCUCAUCAACCCAAAAUCUCGAGGUGCAGAGUUCAGACUGGACAACGACGCUUUGCGAAGUAUUUUUUCUGCAUCCAACGAGCUUUUCUUUGCUAGCCGCCUUACACGCAGAGUUGCUUGGGACUGGAGCCACUCUACAUCACAGCAGUACGAUAAUCACAUAGUUGGGACCACGGCCCUUCGGCGAAGCGCGAGGCUUGGAGGAUGGGAAACAUUGAUCGUACUUUCUUCACCUAUACUCAGGGAUAAUCAAUACAAUCGGCGGCUACUCAUCUCUACAUUCCUGCACGAAAUGAUCCACAGCUUCAUGUUUGUCACAUGUGGACUCAAAGCCAAACAAUAUGGAGGUCACACGGAUGGCUUCCGGGAGAUUGCAGGUAUUAUUGAUGAUUGGGCCGGAAAAAAUUGCCUUCACUUACGGGAUAUGGAGGCAGACUUAUCUCGUUGGCGUGGUGAUGACUUCUCUUCUGGAGACCAUGCCUUUGGCUUUGACUACAUCCACGAUGCGGUGCAGUUUGAACAAGCGGGUCGGAAUAGUGAGCGUCAGUCGCACAAGUAUGCAGACUAUCUGCAGCCCCCGUACCCAAGAGGACGUGAGGUGCAGGAGGAAUGGAGUUGGAACACACAGGAAGGCUUUGGAGAAGGCUCACAGUAUGUGGCCAAUUUGCAGUAUGUUCCUGGAUAA
Molecule: messenger RNA, 1251 nt
Organism: Metarhizium brunneum ARSEF 3297
Lineage: Eukaryota; Fungi; Ascomycota; Sordariomycetes; Hypocreales; Clavicipitaceae
Source: RefSeq, a predicted model, not a curated record